Ruditapes philippinarum (Manila clam) is the source of this 3032-nucleotide messenger RNA. RefSeq lists its product as uncharacterized. The transcript is spliced from 5 exons. The coding region runs from base 593 to 2074 and encodes 493 amino acids. The record is from RefSeq and is a predicted model, not a curated record. Lineage: Eukaryota; Metazoa; Mollusca; Bivalvia; Venerida; Veneridae.
UUUUAUACAAUGACUUUAUCGAUAGAUCUGAGUGUGUAGCUUUUUGUACGAGCAUUCAAGAUAAACUAAGACUGAUAUAUUUGUAUAAACAAGUUUAUCAUGUUGAUCAGUAAGUCCACUACAUAAACAUUUUCCAACAUUCAUUCGGGAUUUCUUACUGGAGAAAUACUUGGAUAUGAAUUGAAAUCGUCGCAUUUGGAAUCGUUGAAAUAACAGUACCUAUGACGGACGGCUCAUGUAUAACUAUUUCACAUUUGUUGAGCGCUUUGCUGCUCACUGGAGAUAUUUGUGUUCAAUCCAUUGUAUUCAUUGACGGGCCUUUAUUUAUAUAACAAAGAGAAUGGAAUAUAACAAUUUAAAAUAAUUUUGCUCGAAAAACAAAAGAUACAUGGUUUCGUUUUGAUUUAGCACGGAAUUUACCAAUCUGUAGAUAUGCUGCUGGUGGAAUAUUCAACAUCGUGUGUGGCCAAUUACCGUCCCGCCACAGCUAAUAGUUGUACAAGUAGGAAACCAAGAACAAAGUCUCAUUUGGCUAGGCAAAGGAGAGAGAGUUGAAACAUACAUUUUUGGAUUUUGAAGUAGUAAAUAUCAGAUGACGAAAUCUGCACCUCCACAACGCACGCAUUCUUCUGCACACAACACGCAUGACUCUAUGUCAGUCAGGCGCACUUCUACUGUACAUGCAUAUAAGACAAAGUCGUCUGCUGAUAUUUUUGCAAUAAGUGUUGAAGACAUUUACCUAUCUGCUGAAAGGGAAAGGCUAAAUUAUAGCUCGGCAGUCAGACGACAAAAUCUUGCGCAUGCGCAAAGCCAGACGCAAUUUUUCCGUCAAGGACACAUCAGCCCAAUAUCCCGCCCAAACACUAGUGCCAGUCGUCAUAUAAAUACUUUACGGCGGGAUACAAACACGCCAAUAAGUGCAUGGAGUGAGCCAAACAUUUCUCGACCUAAUUCAAUUGUACCACACCCAGAACUGAGGUUGUUAGUAGAGAACGACGGCGACGUGUCAAAUGUUGAUGACGAGGAAGAAGAUUUCGACAUGCAUCACCAUACACCACUCACAGUGACUUUCUCUCCUGUUAGUAGAGGAGAAUGCUGCGAAAUCUUAGGUCCUCAAUUGUGCUACGAAUGUCGUAAGAAUAGAAUUAGACAAGUAAAUAGAGAACGAUCCGACAUGUUCUUCCCGACGCUAGAGCCGUCUGAGGAAAAUGUAACAACGGCUGCAAUUGUGCGCAAAUAUUUACCAGGGCUUUCGGAGCAGGAGGUCGAAGACAAGCUUGCACGAGGAGAAAUUGCAAGACCAUCUUACAAAAAACAUAACAAGCAUAUUGAAUUUUCAGACGAAGAGGAAGAAAUCAAACUGAAACAUACAUAUAAAAGAGUAACCAUCGCUGGCACUGGAAAUGGCAAAAAUAUUAAAUCAGGUAUGCAACCGAAACCUAGCGAACUAUUUUUUACCAAUAUUAGAGAUCUUAAUUAUAAGAUUAUAGCUGGAAGUGUGGACAGAAACGUUGGCUUUGCGAAUGCUGCACGCACACUGGUUAAGAAAGAGCAAAAAACUUUAACAGCGAAAAACCAUUUUCCAACAUUUGUAAGUCCGCGUAAAGUUACUAUGAUACAAAAGACACAAUAUCAAACUUAUUUUGAACCGCCUCUUAUCGAAAAAUCAAAACAAGAUGUGGAACCAGCGUUUUUCGCAGGGUCAGAAGGCGAAUAUAUAUUACCAGAAAAACUCCCUGAUGAGCUUGUGUUUAUAGAUAAGGACGGGAAUGAAGUCAAAGCUAGUAGUUCACAAGGUUUUACUGCUAAGUUAUCUGCAUCUUCUGAGAAGAAAGAUUCCGUUUCUUAUAAACCAGUUGCAAAUAAAUUAGAACAUGCAAAAUCUGCGGACAUGGAUGUACUUAAAGAAGACGAGGAAGAGGAUAAUGAAGAAGAAGCGGACAGCGAAAUUCAUGACAUUUUAAGUACGGGAUCAAGUGAGAAUAAUUCUCAUUUAGCUGAUAUCAACGAAUAUGCGAGUAAAGAAAGAGAUAGCAAAAAAUGCACCACACAAACUACGGAUGAAAAGAAUUAAUGCAUAAAAUAAUAAGAAUUGAAUUGAAUUGCAUAGACUUUGUGCUAGUGCAACUUAUUUCGGAAAAUAUUUCAUUGCAAAUAGAAUUAAUUAAAAUCGUAACAUGCUUUGAAGAAAGAGAUCAAACAAUUUUAUUUAGAAAAAAGAAAUAACAACAUUGAAUCUGUUGUAAAUAGGCAUAAUCAGUUUGCAGAAAAACUAUGCAAAAACGAUUAUGCCACUUUUGGAGGGAUUUCAAAAUCGCAUAUCUAAAUUUAUUUCUUCUAAAUUAUCUUCUAAAUUAAUUUCACCUGUGAAGAAAGGGAACACAUUGUAAUGAUUAUAUAGCGACUUUUCAACUUAACAAAUGAUGGAAGACCUCAGUUGCUCCUCCGUGCAUAAAUCUCCAUGCACAAGCAGGCACCUGAUAAGUACCAUCGACGUUCCUUGAGCGAGCACGGGAUUCGGUUCGAACUCACAGCGGUGAGGGACAAAUGGGUUUAAGUCGUGACCUAAACGAGUUGGCCGUAUAUAGGUAGAGCAAAAUACAUUACUGUAUAUAUAAACUGAAAUAUUGAUAUUACUUUAAGAGCUGUUUUGUGGGGUUUUUUUCAAAACGACUGUAUUGUGCUUUCCAUAACUUUUCAUGAGCAGAAACAAUCCAACCGAGCCUUUCUUCCCACAAAUUUGUUUUAACUGUCUUCGAGAGAUCUCUCAUUUUUGAAUUUGAAAAAGAUAACCUUUGUACAGAUUUAUUUGCAGUUUUUAAUCAGCGUUGACUGUGGUGUACUAUUCAAAGGGGGUGUUAUUUGGUGACAAUACGCUUUUCAUAAGGCGGAGAAAAAACAAUGAAAUAAAAAAGAGGUGAAAAGACCAUAAUCAAUAUGGUUCGUCUCGCAGAAUUUAAUCAUAAGUUUUAAUCAUAAGAAAUUGACAUUUAAUUAAUUUAAAUGUAUUAAACGAAGCAAUGUCAAUGUAA